AUGGUGACCACGCGAACAUGUCUUUGUUGUUCUGGAGGAAGAUGGUCAGCUCCAUCUUCUCGUCUGGGCUUAGGCGCGAGCCGAUCCGCGCUUUCUUGUCUGGCUGGUGAGGAUCGAGGGGUACUAACUCAACGUCUUCCUCAGGCUUCCAACCUUCUUCAAGGGAGCCUUCCGGGCGGAUUCCCUCAUCUCGAUCCUUCUUGGUUGAAUUCUGGCGCGAGCCGAUCUGCGCCUCCUUCUCUGGCUGAUCAGGAUCGUGGGGUACUAACUCAACGUCUUCCUCAGGCGUCCAACCUUCUUCAAGGGAGCCUUCCGGGCGGAUUCCCUCGUCUCGAUCCUUCUUGUUCGGAUUCUGGCACGAGCCGAUCUGCGCCUCCUUCUCUGGCUGAUCAGGAUCGGGGGGUACUAACUCAACGUCUUCCUCAGGCUUCCAACCUUCUUCAAGGGAGCCUUCCGGGCGGAUUCCCUCGUCUCGAUCCUUCUUGUUCGGAUUCUGGCGCGAGCCGAUCUGCGCGUCUUUGUCUGGCUGGUCAAGAUCGGGGGGGUACUAACUCAACGUCUUCCUCAAGCUUCCAACCUUCUUCAAGGGAGCCUUCCGGGCGGAUUCCCUCGUCUCGAUCCUUCUUGUUCGGAUUCUGGCGCGAGCCGAUCUGCGCGUCUUUGUCUGGCUGGUCAGGAUCGGGGGGUACUAACUCAACGUCUUCCUCAGGCUUCCAACCUUCUUCAAGGGAGCCUUCCGGGCGGAUUCCCUCGUCUCGAUCCUUCUUGUUCGGAUUCUGGCACGAGCCGAUCUGCGCCUCUUUGUCUAGCUGGCCAGGAUAA
This is a messenger RNA of Prunus armeniaca (apricot), 822 nucleotides long. Lineage: Eukaryota; Viridiplantae; Streptophyta; Magnoliopsida; Rosales; Rosaceae. The record is from the annotation of a GenBank genome assembly.